CUUCGGCAUGAUCGCGGUGUUCUGGAACAAAACAAUUAAUUGUCUCUAGCGGUUGUUUUCGGGGUUGGAGGUUCGUCAUUUUACGAAAAGAGCGACAGUCGCCGUCUACUCCAUCAAAAAUUAAUUAUCGAGUUAAAAACGCGAACAACUGUGAGGAAAACAUGGCAAGUUCAUCCGGAUUCCGGGCGGCUUCGGCGGGAAGGUUUCCAGAUAAAACAUGGCGAGCUGGAACUCCUAGUAUUUAUCACGAGAAAUGUGCACCUCAAAAGGAAAGAGUUAGGUCUGCUCCUCCAAAAAACUACGCGCAGAGAGAUUAUGCCAUGUGUGAUGUCGUUAGGAACGAUGAGAUUUGGAAGAAUCGCUGUCGGAACGAAGGAAAAAUGACAAAAAAAUGGUAAGAGAAUAACACUUCCCUUCUGUUCGUGAGAGCUUGUUUCCGGGUUCGAAUGUUCGAUUCUUUAUUAAAAUCAUGAGAUAACUCUUUUUUUGCAUGGUAUUUUGAUAAUGGUAUAUGACUACUCUUCGCAUGAGAGUUUGAUCACAGUCGAUUGCAUAGGAAGAUGUUGUAAAUACGUAAUUAUUUGUCGUCGUGGAAGCGAUUAUAGAUCGAUUAUCAGCUGAGUCAUUGUUGGGAACGUCACGUUAGCUGUUCCUGAUAUUGACUGUUUGCGGUCAUCUCAACUUUCUUAUCUACCUUGUUUAUAGAUAACAGAAAGGCUAUGCUCAAUAUCAUUUAAGGUCUGAAGGGGUCGCACUUGGAAUAGGAGAACCGUUUCCUGGAUUCCCAACUGAAAUCUUUUAACGAAAAUGAGUAAUGUUGUUGUAAAUGAUACCAUUUGGAAGAAUCGUUGUAGCGAAGAAGUGAAAAUUAGGAAAAAGUGGUAUGAUUUCUGGCAUUUCUGUUCAUGUGUGCUACUAUUUGUGUUGAGUCAAACACGCGAUGGACGGAAGCUUUUAUGUGAUCUGCCGUGACGACCGCAAGCUGUACUUCUUAAGAUCAGAAUUUGUGGUUGCUUCUCUUUAAUUUUUGCUCUCUAUUUUUGUUGUAAAAGGAAUCAUAGCUUUCUUCUCAAGCAACCCUAAGCAAAUUUUCAUAGUCCAUGAACAGUUAUAUAUUGGCAGGUGUUUAGUGGAGCUCACAAUCAAUGAAGUCAUACUUUAUUUAUAGUGAAAAUUUCUGUAUGUUGCUAAGACUUAACUAUGAAGAAAACAGGGAACGUUUUGUUUGCAUGUAUGGCUUGAUUCCAAGGAAGAAUUCACCAAGUCUUUUUAAUCUCUCUACUUCCAAAUUUCCUUUGCACAACCCAACUCAGAUUUCUCUUUAGGCACCUGAAUGUGAAAACCAAGCAAAGAUAUGUAAAAAUUUCUGGGGUAAACAAAAAAGUGUCAUGAGGAAACUGUGGGUUGAAAGAGGCAAUUGUGAAAUUGAAUUUUAUCCCAAAAUUGGUAAUAAUAAUUUAAGGACAUUAUGCUUAAAUUUUUGUUUCUGUGUGUGUUUUUAGGGAGGAGAAUUGGGGAUUUCUGAAAGAUUAUGACCCAAAGGUAAGAAAAUGAUGACAUGAUUAAAAAAUUUGUAAAGAAAUAUUUUAUUAUCAUGAAUGUGUAAGCAAUACCUCAACCUCUAAAGCCUCAGGAAUGAAUUUAAGUGAAAUAAGAUAAUCAAAAUCUUCAGCUUUAAUAAUCAUGAUAACUUGUUUUCAUCAACUGAGCUGAUUAUGUAAAGUAGGGGUAAGUUUCUAAAGAAACCAUGAUGCUGCGUCGGUGGGAGAGUAUAGCAGGUAAUUUAGUGUAAACAACUGAGUUGAAAAUGUAAAUUAGCCACCAUAAAGGGUGAAAAAAGCUCUGUUGAAGAGCUUAUGCUCAAAACAUCAGCUUUUUUACCCUUUAUGGUGGCUAAUUUAUGUUUUCAACUCAGUUUUUUACACCAAAUUACCUGAUUAUGUGAAGAGACCACUUCAAAGAGUUUUUAAAGAUGAGAUUUCAAGUAUUAACCCUUUGUCAGAGUGAACAGAGGACGUGGUUCUGUGUUAUUUGUGUAUACCAAAAGGAGGACUUAUAUUGAUGGUGUAAACAUGGCAACAUGAACAACACAAGAAUAAACUCAUGGAAUAAAAGCACUCAUUGACACUCAUGGAAAGUUAACAUUUCUCAUGUCUUACUGCUGAUUUUCCUCAACAAAUCGAAUUUCAGAAAUCUUUUUGGAUUCUGCAAUUUUCUGAAUUUCCCACUAACCUUGGAAUUCAAUUUUCAUUACUUUUGAAGGGAAGGCUCAAGGCAAAACGGGAAUUACCUGAAAAAGUAAGCGUCUACUCUGACAAAGUUCCAAACACAACAAGUCGUCAAUUUGGACACAGAGCCAAGAGUGCACCAGCAAGAACGAUGCAAAAAUUCGAAAGACUCAUUAGCUACAGGACAAAGACAAACAAGGAAUUAAUGUGUUAUGACUGAUAGAAUCAGUCGCUAUGACUGAUAGAAUCAGUCAAGAUAUGAGUAGAUAUCCCAUUGUGUGAGCAGACAAGUUCAGUAGAGAAAGAUUAUAAUUUGCUUGACAAAAUAUUGCAGCAGAGUGUUUUUGAGAACACGCUGAUAGCCAUAAGCAUUGUACAGUUUCUAAUUAGCAUAAAUAAUACCAAAAUAAUAUUUUGGCCAACAGUAUAUGUUGCACAUAAAUGUAUUGUACAUUCAGUGUUAAUGUUAUUAAUAUUAUUACUAUAAAGCUGUUAGUAAAUAUAAAAUAUACUUCUAUAUAUUUUAAAAUAGUAGGCAAUAUGCAAUAGUUUUUAUGAAAUAAAAUACAUGUAUGUUUUGGGAAUUGUAUUAAAGAAAUAAGGCUUUGGUAUAGCUGAGGAUCCAGAAGAAAAAUGACAUCAGAAAAGAAGUACUGUAAUUUUUGUUGUGAAAUAGGGGAGAAAUGGUUUAAAAAGAGCAGUUUUUGUUGUGAAGUAAAAGAGAAAUAAUACAGACUUUGUAAUAAAUAGAGAUAUUCAUGGGUAGUGGAAGAUGUGAUUAUCAAAGUAAAGAAAUCAAAUACUGUAACUUUCUGAACGAGUACCAGC
Pocillopora meandrina is the source of this 3056-nucleotide messenger RNA. Lineage: Eukaryota; Metazoa; Cnidaria; Anthozoa; Scleractinia; Pocilloporidae. The record is from the annotation of a GenBank genome assembly.